AUGGGACCCGUGCGGAGCUUACUUCUGGAUUUGAAUCCUAGGUAUCUCCUAGACAGCACGGCAUCAUCACUCAAGGACCCGAUUCAAGUGUGCCGUGAGUAUCUGUAUGACCGGGAUGGUUUAAUUGUUAUCGACGGUCUGCAGUCCGUGGAAGAAUGGGAUGCAGUAAAAACUGCAUUCGAUGGAGCUUUUAAAGGCUGGAUAAUUAUCAUUACCAAUGAAGAAAGUGUCGCCAAAUACUGUGCAACGGACAGCAAAUAUGUGCUGAACAUCAAAGGUCUAGAAGCUGACCACGCCAUUGAACUACUCGACCAGGAACUUAAGAAGAAUCCUCGGGCUGCAGUAACUGAGGGGGCAAAGCGUACUACCUUGCACAAGUGUGGUGGACUCCCCAAAGUCAUAUGUGCAGCAGCUGAUCUUGGAUGUCCGGAUAACAUUAUGUCCUUGUUAGCAAACAGAGAAAAUAUGAAAGAUCUGUUUGCCUGGCUGCUAUCCUACUUCAGUUCCAGCCCGGAUACCAUCAAGCCUUUUAUCUUCUACCUAUCAGUCUUUCCUUUGAACCACACCAUCCGACGGAGACGUCUGGUAAGGCGGUGGAUCGCAGAGGGAUACUCCAACUCCAGAGACAACGAAGAAUGCACAGCGGAGGAAGACGGGGAGAAGUCCUUUCUUAAGCUCAUCAGUCUAAGCAUGGUCCAGGUGCCAGAGUUAAUCAUGACGCCACCCAUGUGCCAAGUCAAUGGUUUCUUUCUUGAAUACAUAAACUCACGGCCAAUGGAAGACAACCUUGUAUUUGCACUGAAGGGCCACAGCAGAAAGAACUUGCAGCGCACAGGAAGGCGUCACCUUGCCAUACACGAGAGUUGGGACAGAGAUCAAAAUGUAUUUGGGAGCAUCGACUUUUCACGGCUACGGUCUUUGACAGUGUUUGGUGAGUGGAAAUCGUUCUUCAUCUCUGACAAGAUGAGGCUGCUCCGGAUUCUGGAUCUAGAGGAUGUGUCUUCUGGUGUAAGAAAUGAUGAUGUCAAGAAGAUAGUGAAGGUACUAUACCGCCUCAAGUUCCUCUCCCUGAGAAAGUGCAAGGGAAUCACUCAUCUGCCAGAAUCGUUGGGAAAUCUGAAGCAGCUCCAAACUCUCGACAUCAGGGAAACCUUUGUGGUGGAGCUACCAAAGAGUAUCAUCAAGAUAGAGAAGCUGCAGUACAUUCGCGCUGGUCAAUCAGUAUCACCAGCAGCACCACCAGCAGCAGAACCACCUGUGCCACUGGAAGCACCAGCAGCAAAGAGCACAUCAUCACUAGCAAGAUGCUGCUGUGCUACUCUGGUGCCAAACUUGCUGUCAAGGCUGCGCACAACACAUCGCCGUGUUGACACACGCUGCCAUCACAGCGGCGUCAAGGUGCCUAGAGGGAUAGGGAAGCUUACCAACCUGCAAACGUUGGGUGUAGUUAACAUCAGCGCCGUAGGCUGGAAGGCUUUUGUGGAGGAGCUCCGGAACCUUACCCAACUGCAUAAGCUCGGGGUAUCCGGCAUCAACAAGGACAACUGCCAGACAUUUUUUUCUGCCAUCUUAUGUCUCGCCCAUCUGCGAUCCUUGUCACUGCAGGUGCAAGUCGACGAGGACAAUGAAGCUGGCUUCCUGGAUCACAUCUCCUGGCAUCCAGUGAACCUACGGAGCCUCAAGCUGUACGGACUCGGAAGCAAGCUGCCACAAUGGAUCAAGAAGCUCCAGAAUGGAAGUAAAUUGAGUUUACAGAUGACUUCGCUAUCGCAAGAGGAGAUAAAUCUCCUUCCAUCGAGACUACACAGUCUACGUAUUUUCUUGCUGGAGUUCCAGGUUCUCCAGUUUGGUCAACCAAAUUCAUAUGGUCAGUUUUCUGUGGACUUCCUCGAGAUUUCUUGCAGCUCCAAGUUGGAAACUACAAUAAUGUUUCAAAGAUGUUAUGCUUGCGUGCUGAGGAUACGCUGCGGGCGUAUGCGGUCUCUACGGGUCUCUGGCUUACAGAAUGUAAAACAGCUGAAGCAAGUCUGGCUCAGUGGGCCUUAUGAUGACGCCCUUAAGCAGAACUUGGAGAGUGAGAUUGCCAACUACCAUGAAGAAGGCCUACCUAAACCUGUUUUGAGGCUGGAGGAACCAGGUUCGAGUCUCCCAUAUCUAUGGACCAGCUCGUGA
Panicum virgatum (switchgrass) is the source of this 2172-nucleotide messenger RNA. RefSeq names its product disease resistance protein Pik-2-like. The record is from RefSeq and is a predicted model, not a curated record. NCBI's taxonomy places the organism in Eukaryota, Viridiplantae, Streptophyta, Magnoliopsida, Poales, Poaceae. Bases 1 to 2172 code for a protein of 723 amino acids. The transcript is spliced from 3 exons. Gene Ontology annotation, molecular function: ADP binding. Gene Ontology annotation, biological process: defense response to other organism.